AUGCAAGACGCGACAGCACAGAUGGCCAUGCUUCAAUUUAUCUCGUCAGGAUUACCCAAGAUGAUGACAGCCUUCUUAGACGGCCGUGCCAACCACUAUUCACUGCGACCACUUGGUUCAAGCGCAGAAAGGAAGCACGGAGGAUAUUCACAGAGCCAAGGAAACAAGUACGGCAUUGGAUUCUGGAAUCCAGGAUCUGGGAUCAUUCACCAGAUCUUCUUAGAGAAUUAUGCUUUUCCUGGACUCCUCCUCAUCGGAACUGACUCUCAUACUCCUAAUGGAGGUGGUCUGGGUGGUCUCUGCAUUGGAGUAGGCGGAGCCGAUGCGGUAGACGUGAUGGCCAAUUUACCGUGGGAACUGAAAUGUCCGAAAGUGAUAGGAAUCCGAUUGAAGGGCAAGUUAUCCGGGUGGACAUCAGCCAAGGAUGUCAUUCUCAAGGUCUCCGAGAUCUUGACUGUGAAGGGAGGAACCGGGGCCAUUAUCGAGUAUUUUGGUCCUGGUGUUGACUCAAUUUCCGCCACAGGAAUGGGAACCAUUUGCAACAUGGGCGCUGAAGUUGGAGCAACAACGUCAGUAUUCCCGUACAACGAGAGCAUGAGGGACUAUCUUGUGGCAACUGAUCGAAAAGCAAUUGCCAACGAAGCCGAAAAGUAUAAGGAUAUUCUCGUCGGAGACGAAGGAGCUCCAUACGAUAGGGUUAUCGACCUCGAUUUGGACUCUCUUGUUCCACACGUCAACGGCCCUUACACACCUGAUCUUGCUUGGCCAAUUGAUCAAUUUGGUGAGAACGCGAAGAAAAAUGGAUGGCCACUUGACAUCAAAGUCUCUUUAAUCGGUUCCUGCACUAACUCCUCGUAUGAAGACAUGACUCGGGCCGCAUCCAUCGCGAAACAGGCAACUGAUCGGAAAGCAAUUGCCCACGAAGCCGAAAAGUAUAAGGAUAUUCUCGUCGGAGACGAAGGAGCUCCAUAUGAUAGGGUUAUCGACCUCGAUUUGGACUCUCUUGUUCCACACGUCAACGGCCCUUACACACCUGAUCUUGCUUGGCCAAUUGAUCAAUUUGGUGAGAACGCGAAGAAAAAUGGAUGGCCACUUGACAUCAAAGCUCUAGACAAGGGGCUGAAAGCCAAAACUAUAUUCGUCGUUACACCGGGAUCAGAACAAGUGCGUGCUACUAUUGAGAGGGAUGGUCUUACGAAAAUCUUCGAAGACUUUGGAGGGACCGUUCUGGCGAACGCUUGUGGCCCUUGCAUCGGGCAGUGGGAUCGUCAAGAUGUGAAGAUGGGAGAGAAGAACACCAUUGUCACUUCGUACAACCGAAAUUUCACUGGACGAAACGACGCGAAUCCUGCCACACACAGCUUCCUCACAUCCCCUGACACCGUUGUUGGUUUAGCGAUCAAUGGAAGACUCGAUUUCAACCCUCUCAAGGACGAACUUACGGCAUCUGACGGGUCGAAGUUUGUGCUCAAUCCGCCAAAAGGAGACUUCAUCCCGAAAAAUGGAUUCGACCCCGGUGUGGACACUUAUCAAGCACCUACACAAUCCGGAGAGGUCUCGGUCGAUCCUAAAUCGGACCGUCUUCAACUUCUACAACCAUUCGACAAAUGGGACGGUAAAGACUUGGAGGACAUGGUUAUUCUGAUUAAAGUCAAGGGGAAAUGUACGACUGAUCACAUCUCUGCUGCUGGGCCCUGGCUGAAGUAUCGAGGACAUCUGGACAAUAUUUCCAACAACAUGUUCUUGACAGCGAUGAACGCCGAGAACGGAGAAAUGAAUAAGGUUCGCAACCACCUCACGGACACAUUCGGCACUGUUCCGGAAACAGCUCGCUAUUAUAAAGCACAUGGAAAGAACUGGGUGGUAAUUGGAGAUGAGAACUAUGGAGAAGGAUCAAGUCGUGAGCAUGCCGCCCUCGAGCCGCGACACCUCGGAGGAAGAGCUAUCAUCACCAAAUCCUUUGCCGCCAGAAUUCACGGCGAACCACUGAAGGCCAUAAUCAAAAAGCCGGAUGGCUCCAAGGUCGAGAUUUCACUCAACCACACUUUCAACGAACAACAAAUCGAAUGGUUCAAGGCUGGAUCUGCUUUGAACAGAAUGAAGCAGGCAAUUGCUUCAAAGUAA
Messenger RNA from Ostertagia ostertagi, 2124 nucleotides. NCBI's taxonomy places the organism in Eukaryota, Metazoa, Nematoda, Chromadorea, Rhabditida, Trichostrongylidae. The record is from the annotation of a GenBank genome assembly.